This is a messenger RNA of Poeciliopsis prolifica (blackstripe livebearer), 4917 nucleotides long. RefSeq names its product retinoic acid receptor gamma-A-like. Gene Ontology annotation, molecular function: zinc ion binding; RNA polymerase II cis-regulatory region sequence-specific DNA binding; nuclear glucocorticoid receptor binding. The record is from RefSeq and is a predicted model, not a curated record. Gene Ontology annotation, biological process: cellular response to corticotropin-releasing hormone stimulus; regulation of transcription by RNA polymerase II; retinoic acid receptor signaling pathway. Gene Ontology annotation, cellular component: transcription regulator complex; nucleus. Lineage: Eukaryota; Metazoa; Chordata; Actinopteri; Cyprinodontiformes; Poeciliidae. The transcript is spliced from 8 exons. Bases 989 to 2263 code for a protein of 424 amino acids.
AGGCAGGGUGUCCUAACCUGUCCUGUUGAUAUGCUUUGUUAAAUGCAAAUAAAUCACUUUCGCCAGAAGAGAAAGACAAUAAUAGGGCUGGACGUCAACAUGUUUAUUCAUAAAGAGCUGAAUGUUUAAUAGAGUGCCCUAAUUUUUUCACACGACAGUAACUAUUGUGCCAGUGACAUCUGGUUCUUGGUUGUAUUUUGAAUUUGAGAGCGUUUUUGAGUGUGUGUGAGGUGAAUGUGAUAGUAACUUGAAACUAAAGGCUCAGAGCGAGACUUGUGUGUUUUCCUUUCUGUCUGUCAUCACAUGCACUCUCUUUAAGCACACAAAUAAUUGUCAGCAUGUCUACACACACACACACACACACCCACACACCCACACACACACCCACACACCCACACACACACGUACCCACCGCCACUCUUUCUGCUGCACAUUCCAACACACAUGAAUAUCACAAACAGCAGUCUUGCACUCACAUUUCAUUGCUUCACAUUUGUGACCAUAUCGUUGCGCUUGCGAAUGGCCGCUGCUGGACUUGCUCAGACACAGAGAAACCCAUUGUUCAGUCUCAUAUGUCUGUAUCUGACAUGAGGACUGGACUUUUAUUGGAGAACAACUCCGUCCUCUCGCGAGUUGGAUGUUUGAAAAGUAAGGAUAAAAACUUGUUUGAAAGUGUUUUACGUUUCAAAGAGAUUCGCUUUGUGGGGAUGGAGGAGGAUGAGUGAGCCUGUUUUUGUGUGUGUGUGUGUGUUUUUUUUUUUUUUUUUCAGGAAAGUGAUCCAACUAUUCCUUUUAUUCGCUUCCCCCCAGCGUAUUUAUGUGCUUCUUUUCUCAAACAGCAACAGGGGGCAGGGUGCUGUGAGGCAGGGAGGCUAAUUGUCUCAAGGUGUGGAGAGAGCUCAGCGGGCUGAUGUGGCGCAGCUCCGCUUCCAGCGGCGUCUGAGACAGAAAAACAGCGGUGGAGACGCAGAGCACCAGUUCAGAGGAGAUGGUGCCCAGCUCCCCUUCCCCUCCUCCUCCUCCCCGGGUCUACAAGCCGUGCUUUGUGUGCCAGGACAAGUCAUCUGGUUAUCACUACGGAGUGAGCUCCUGUGAGGGCUGCAAGGGAUUUUUCCGCCGGAGCAUCCAGAAGAACAUGGUGUACACCUGCCAUCGAGACAAGAACUGUCAGAUUAAUAAAGUGACCCGCAACCGCUGCCAAUACUGUAGGCUGCAGAAGUGCUUUGAGGUCGGCAUGUCCAAAGAAGCCGUGCGCAACGACCGGAACAAGAAGAAGAAGGACGUGAAGGAGGAGGUGGUGCUGCCCGAGAACUACGAGCUCAGCGGAGAACUGGAGGAGCUUGUGAACAAAGUCAGCAAAGCUCACCAAGAGACAUUCCCGUCUCUGUGCCAGCUGGGAAAAUACACCACAAACUCCAGUGCUGACCACAGAGUGCAGCUGGACCUGGGCCUGUGGGAUAAGUUCAGUGAGCUUUCCACUAAGUGCAUUAUAAAGAUUGUGGAGUUUGCCAAGCGACUACCAGGCUUCACUACGCUCACCAUCGCUGACCAGAUCACCCUCCUCAAAUCUGCAUGUCUGGACAUACUGAUGCUGAGGAUAUGCACCCGCUACACUCCAGAGCAGGACACAAUGACGUUCUCAGACGGCCUGACUCUCAACAGGACCCAGAUGCACAACGCCGGCUUUGGGCCGCUCACAGACCUGGUGUUUGCCUUCGCCGGUCAGCUCCUGCCUCUGGAGAUGGACGACACAGAGACGGGGCUCCUGAGCGCAAUCUGUCUCAUUUGUGGAGACCGCAUGGACUUGGAAGAGCCGGAGAAGGUCGACAAACUCCAGGAGCCGCUGUUGGAGGCUCUAAAGAUCUACACUCGCCGCAGACGCCCAAACAAGCCUCACAUGUUCCCUCGCAUGCUGAUGAAAGUCACAGACCUGCGAGGAAUCAGCACCAAGGGUGCAGAGCGAGCCAUCACCCUGAAGACGGAGAUCCCGGGACCCAUGCCGCCUCUGAUUAGGGAGAUGCUGGAGAACCCGGAAGCCUUCGAGGACAGCAGCGACUCCACCGACAGCGCCUCGGCCCCUCCCCCAGCCAUCCAGGCCAUCAAGCAGGAGGAGAAGUCCACGUACGAAUCGGCCUUCGAGGAGGAAGAGGAGGAGGAGGAGGACGACUACUGGGACGAGGAGAAGGAGUGGGGGGCGGACAGCGACGGGGAGCCCUGGGGGGAGGCGGCACAGAAGAAGGCCGUGGCGGGAAAGACGCAGUGAGAAAGGAAGGCCGCUUCCUGUCUGAGAGACCGCUGAGCCGCACAGAGCAACACCACCUCACACGUUUAGGCUCGUUAAUGACAUUGUGAUCAGCUGUACAUACUGACUUUAAGAAAACUGUUUUCAAUUCAGAAUAGGAAGCAACUAAACAAAGAGAAAAAGCACUACAUUUCAGUGGAUGAAUGAGGGCACCAUUAAAAUAUCGAUGUGACUUUGCAAAAAAAAUGUCCCUGAGUUCAACCCAGAGCAGCAAGGAUUGCUGGGAGGAAGAAAAGGAGCUCAUCUUCUGUCUCUUAAGGGCUAUGCUUUGUAUAAAGUGGUUGAUUGCAGCAGCUGAGCUCUACAUGGUGUUCAUGUGCCACGAAUGUCUUCUCAGAAUUACUUCUCAGAGAUUAUGCAACUUAUUUGUUUUUCUGUGUACGUCCUUUUCCUGAGCAUGUUACCUUUACGUCUGUUUGCCUCUUCUUUUGUUUGGUAUAUUUUUUUUACUCUCAUUUGACUCGAUGCAUGUGAAGUUUGAACUUUAACCAUUUUCAUUUCUGCUUUUUUUUGGACAAAAGCAUUUAAAAGUGUGAAAGAGAGACAAGGGAGUCAUGAGCAGGACUCAAACUCAGAGAAAUCACAAUAAGUUUUCAGUCAUGAAAUUAUUUGAGAGAGGACGAUAAGAAAACUGGUGUUUUAACUCUGGUGCCAAAUAGGAAAAAAAAUGCAAACACAAGACAUAUCUCUCAUCCUUUUUAUAAAUCUAUAUUAAUAUUUCUGACCCCUUAUUAAAAUCUUUAAAUCUUCAGAGGGGUCGUCCUUCACUCUCAGGUUGAUUCUGUCUCACUUUUCUGUGUAACAGUUUCUGCAAAACUAAAAAUCCCAGCCACAUAAAGUCAAAAAAGAACUUGUGAUAUUGCAAGCAAAGAUAUUUAAACGAAUAUUAAAACAAAUAUACUCAGGAGGUAGUGUGUGUGCGUGUGUGUGUCUGCCAUUUUCAACAAUUCAAGCUCGAAAGCGCAGAUGGGAUAAAAAGAAACAAACAUCUGAAAAUAAUGCCAAAUAUAGUAGUUUUCCAUAUUUACACACAUUCCAUGUUUAAAAAUAAAUUUAAUAGAUGAAGCUCUCAAAAAAAUUUAUUCUAAAUUGAAUAUGGAGUAUGAUCGGUUUACCCCGAACACACUGGAUGCAUGCAGAGCCGGUCCAAAGUUGUCCAAAGUGGGUUUUGAUCUGGAGAGCCAUCACUGACCCACAUAGACUUAGGAUGUUUUAAGUUAAUGACCUUCUAAAGCUACAUUUUAUUAUGAAGGACUUUAAUUUUUAAUUUGAUGUCCAAAAGUCUUUAGAGAAAAUUUAAAAGCUGGCUGAUUGUUGAUAAAUAUGUCAUCUUUAAAUCGACUCAGAAUUGGGAAAGUCAACAGUUUUGGGUUGUUUCUAUAAAAUAUUUUAAAAGUCACAGAUAGAAAAUAUCAAUUAGUACUUCUGACAAUUUGCAUCUAAGUAAACCAGUACUGCACAUAAUGUUGUACAAACUAUCAUGUGUUACUUUAGUGUUUAAUGUGUAAAACAGAGAAAAAUGCGUUGUAUUAAUUAAUCCCACAGAUUAUCUGACUUUCGACUGGAGUGUUCAACUUUGGAGUCAAAUUGUUCCAAAGCUCGACAUCAGAGACGAAUGAAAUAUCCCAUGAGGCUCUGGUUACAAGUUAGAAAACAUUACUGAAGAAUUUAUUAAGAGUCAAAAGCCUCGUCUCAAAGAUUAAUUGAUUGGAACGAUUGUUAAAAAAAUGCUCAUCCAGCAUCAGCAGUGAAUGGGUGUCCUCCUGAAGCACAGGGUGAUAUUUUAGUGAAAUAAAAUAUUACAGUUCUUUGAUAAUAGAAUAAAAACUGAUCAAAUGAAAAACUUGUGUUGAGUGCCAAAAGUAUUGAAGUUUUUCAUAUUUAUAAUCAGAUUAAUAGCCAUCAGAAAGGCAAAACUAAGGUUGUCAGGAUUUUCAUUUAUUAAGGUGUAUUGGUUCUUGUUGGAUCUAAACGUUGCUCUCUCACACACACACACACACACACCUACACACACACACACACACCCACACACAUUGUGACAUAGUAACUGCAUAGCACCAGCCGAAAUUACACUUCUCACGAUCUUUUCAGAUCAUUCAAAGUUUAUUCAUUUUAAAGUAAAUGCUUUGUUUCUGAUGUUAUUAAUUAUCUUGAAUUUGAGGCGGUGCAAUAAAUUAACCACAGAGGUUGUUGCCAAACUCUCAAGCCAGCAAUAUUAUAGGCAUCAAUAUGUAACAAUGAAAGACCAAAGACAGAUAAGUCACUUUGUGUUGGGCAAGAUUUUACUUUUUGGGUUUUUUUUACAUGAUGAAGCUGGAUAAAUCUCAUCUCUCUAACAUUUUGUUGUUGCUGAUGAAUGUCUUUCAUAUUUUAUUCCAGGCAUGUUGUCUACGUGUUCAGGGAGCGACGUUCAUCAUGUGUCUUCUUAUAUCUGAGAAACCAAAUUAUGUCUCUGACUAUUGCACACAGCUACAAACAAGUUCAAAAACUGUGUUGAAAUGCUCUGGUUACAUUUCUACGAGAGGCUGAAACUAUGUUUGCUUUUUUAUGCUUACUAUUAAAUGUUUUAUGAUGUUUCCUGUAUUUUGAUAAAAGCAUUUUUUUUUGUUCUCAGA